AUGACUGCCACAAAAUCGCCCAAUGUCUUUGACCUAAUGUCUCUUAAAGGAAAGGUUGCAGUUGUGACCGGAGGUGCCCGCGGUCUUGGAUACGAAAUGAUGCUCGCGUUGGCUGAAGCCGGUGCGGAUGUAGCAUGCAUUGAUAUUCUUAGUGAUAUGGCAGUAAACUCUGCUGAAAUCGUAGCAGCUGAUUGCAAGGUCAAAGCAAGUGGUUGGGGAUGCGAUGUAGCCGAUGAGGAUCAGGUCGCGUCCGUGUUUCAAAAGAUUGUCGAGCACCAUGGCCAAAUUGAUGUACUGGUUACCGCCGCUGGCAUCAAUAAGAACGGUAAAGCAUUCGAGUUUACGGGCAAGGAUGUGCGCAAGAUCUUCGAUAUCAAUGUCACUGGUACAUUCUUCUGUAUGCAGCAAGCCGCCAAACACAUGAUUGAUGCUGGACGAGGUGGAUCAAUUGUCACGGUGGCAUCAAUGUCGGCUCAUAUCUUCAACACUCCGCAAUUCCAUGCACCAUAUAAUGCGACUAAGGCGGCCGUACUGCAAUUGUCAAGAUGUUUGGCUUGCGAGUGGGGACCACACAACAUUCGUGUAACCACCAUCUCCCCUGGCUACUUUGCGACGGAAAUGACAAACAAGCUGAUCGCUGAUUGUGGCACAGGCGGGGAGAAUAUGGUGAAAACCUGGAAAGCAAAAUCUCCACUUGGUCGCGUCGGGACACCACACGAAUUAAAAGGGACCGUUGUGUUUUUGGCAUCGGAGGCGUCGUCCUUUUGCACGGGAACUGAGAUUCUGGUUCAUGGUGGCGCAACCGCUUGGUAG
Zychaea mexicana is the source of this 813-nucleotide messenger RNA. RefSeq lists its product as uncharacterized. The transcript has 3 exons. Bases 1 to 813 code for a protein of 270 amino acids. Gene Ontology annotation, cellular component: intracellular anatomical structure. Lineage: Eukaryota; Fungi; Mucoromycota; Mucoromycetes; Mucorales; Lichtheimiaceae. The record is from RefSeq and is a predicted model, not a curated record. Gene Ontology annotation, molecular function: oxidoreductase activity, acting on NAD(P)H, oxygen as acceptor.